This is a messenger RNA of Protobothrops mucrosquamatus (brown spotted pit viper), 2340 nucleotides long. RefSeq names its product vomeronasal type-2 receptor 26-like. The record is from RefSeq and is a predicted model, not a curated record. Bases 1 to 2340 code for a protein of 779 amino acids. Gene Ontology annotation, cellular component: membrane. Gene Ontology annotation, molecular function: G protein-coupled receptor activity. Gene Ontology annotation, biological process: G protein-coupled receptor signaling pathway. Lineage: Eukaryota; Metazoa; Chordata; Lepidosauria; Squamata; Viperidae. The transcript has 5 exons.
AUGAAACAUUAUCAACAUAUUCUUGCCCUGAUUUUUGCAAUUGAUGAAAUUGAUAAGAAUCCAGAACUCCUGUCCAAUAUCACUUUGGGUUUUCAUAUUUUUGACAAUCUUUUUGAUUCAAAGACAACAUACGAGACUGUUCUGGACCUAUUGUUCUCAAAGAAGAAGAAUACAUCUAAUUACAAAUGUGAUAAGAAACAUCUAUUAUCUGUUAUUGGAGGCUUCACUGUUGAAAAUAGCAUCCAGAUGGCCACAAUAUUAAGUAUCUACAAGAUUCCACAGCUCACUUAUGGUGAAUAUCAGCCUGAAUCAAGUAGUAAAAUUGAUUUCCCAUGUCUAUACUGGAUGGUGCCCAGAGAAUCUAUUGUGUUUAGAGGGAUAAUCCAGUUACUUCUACACUUUCAAUGGAAAUGGAUUGGCCUUAUUGUUUCUGAUGAUGAUGAUGGAGAAAACUUUGUGCAGAAACUGACACCUAUGCUGGCCCUCAAUAGCAUAUGCAUUGCCUUCCUGAAAAGAGAUACAGCAAAGAAUUAUCUUCCUGUCAGUUUCUCAGCUAAAAAUACUAUACAAUUACUAAUAACACUUCACUCAACAGAUGCUAGUGUAAUUAUUCUCAGCAUGGGCUCUGAAUUAAUUAAUAUCUUGACAUUCUUCUUAGAAAAAAAUGAAUUAACAUUCAAAGGGCGUGUAGAAAAAAUUUGGAUCAUGCCAGUUCAAUGGUAUUUCAGUAUCAGAUCUAAAAAUGAAUUGCAUGGCAGAAACAUUUUCCAUGGCUCCUUUUCUUUCUCGGUUCAAACAAAUCCAGUGCCUGGAUUUAAAGAUUUUCUAGAUAACAUGAAUCUAGAUGAGACACUGAAUCACUUCUUCUGUAUGUUUUUGGAAAGUGCAUUUAAUGCAUGUGAAAAAUGUAGAGGAGAAGAGAAACUUAAGCAACUCCCGGCACAUGUAUUUGAGAUGGAACUCUCUAGUGAGAGCUACAAUAUCUACAGUGCUGUUUAUUCCUUAGCACAUGCUUUACAUGCUCUAUACCUUUCUAAAGAAAGAACCUUCCAAAAUAGAUUUCAAUGUAAGCAUUUGAAUAUUCAGCCAUGGCAGCUUCAAAGUUUCCUGAGAAAUAUUAAAUUUAACAAUAGUGCUGGCCAUGAAAUCUCAUUUGCCUAUGGGGAAUUCUUUGCUGGCUUGGAUGUCAUCAACUGGAUCACUUUUCCCAAUCAAACAUACUGUAAAAUCAAAGUGGGAAAGCUUUCACCAAUGCAAGAAUUCACUAUCACUGAAAAUGCUAUACAGUGGAAUACAGGAUUAAAGCAGGUACCUCCCCAUUCACUGUGUGUUGAAAGUUGCCAUUUAGGACUAAGCAAGAUACUUCAGGAAGGAAAAUCAAUAUGUUGUUAUGAUUGUGUUCCAUGUUCAAAAUAUAUGAUUUCUAACCAGACAGAUGCUGCUCAUUGUAUUCCAUGCCCCCAGGAUCAAUAUCCAAACAGCAAUCAAGACCAGUGUAUCCCAAAGAUUUUAACUUUCCUUUCUUAUCAUGAACCAAUUGGGACUGUUUUUGCUUCUUUUGCUAUAUUUUUUGCCUUUAUCACAUGCUUUGUGAUAUUAGUUUUUAUAAAGAAUUGGAACACACCCAUUGUUCGAGCUAACAAUCGGAAUCUCAGUUGGGUUCUUCUUAUCUGCUUACUUCUAUCUUACCUUUGUUCCUUGCUUUUUAUUGGCAAACCUUCUAAAGUGUCCUGCCUCCUUCAGAUAACAGCUUUUGGCAUAAUAUUUUCCAUUGCAGUUUCUUGUGUGUUGGCAAAAACAAUCAUUGUUAUUCUGGCUUUUAUAGCUACAAAACCAGGAAACACAUUUGCAAAAUGGUUAGGGCAAAAAGUGGCAAAUGCCAUUGUCAUUUCUUGCUCCUUCAUUGAAGUAGCAAUUUGUACUGCUAGGUCGUUGAUCUCACCUCCAUUUCCACAUCUUAACUUGGAUUCACCAACUGGGCAAAUGGAAAUAGAAUGCAGUGAAGGCUCCAUCAACAUGUUCUAUUAUGUUCUGGGCUAUUUAGCCUUUUUGGCCAUCUUCAGCUUUAUUGUAGCUUUCCUAGCCCGCAAAUUACCAGACACUUUCAAUGAAGCCAAGUUUAUCACUUUUAGCAUGCUGGUUUUUUGCAGUGUUUGGAUCUCCUUUAUUCCAGUUUAUCUGAGCAUCAAGGGGAAGAAGAUUGUGAUUGUGGAGAUAUUUGCUAUCUUGGCUUCCAACACUGGCCUCUUGACUUGCAUCUUUUUCCCAAAAUGUUACAUCAUUAUUUUCCAGCCUGAUCUUAAUACCAAAAAAAUGUUCACUAAAAAAAGGAUCAAUUAA